AAAAAAAAAACACUCAUCUAGGUUAGGGGUCGAAUUCCAGAGACGGCGUCUUGUAAUGGGAUAUAAGUGUAUCAAACAGCUCCAGAAUAGGAAUGUGUUUUAGGGUUCAUCAGAAAAGAGGGUUUAUAGGGAAGGAGAUCCGAAAUAGCGACAAGAUUUCCUCAAAAGAACAAGACCAGAACAGGUGAGUCUCUUCCAUGUUUAAUUUCAUAUUCAAAUCUUUGCCUUAUUUUAGGUGCGUUGUUGUAUCAACUUCACCUACCCACAAACUCCAUUUUCUUCAACACUACCCGUUCUCUUCUUCAUCAUCAGCACUCAAAUCCGUAUCUAGCACUGCAAAUCAACACUCAUUCACUGUCGACUACCUCAUAAAAUCAUGUGGGUUUCCUCCAGAAAAGGCUCUGUCGGCCUCCAAACGCAUGAAGUUCGAAACCCCAGACAAACCAGACUCUGUUAUGGCAUUCUUCAGAAACCAUGGAUUCACCGAAACCCAGAUCGCAGUUCUCAUCAGAAAACUCCCUCGGUUACUCUUGUCUGAUCCCGAGAAAACCCUUUUGCCAAAAAUCGAGUUCUUUCACUCUAAAGGUGUUUCAACCGAAGACAUUGUCAAAAUACUGUCUGCAACACCAGCUAUUUUGAGAAGAAGUUUGGAAAACCAUGUCAUCCCAUCGUACAAUUUCUUGAAGGAAUUGCUUAAGUCUGAAGAAAAAACGAAUGCCGCCAUUAAACAACAAAGUAGGCUUUUGUUGUAUGAUCUUCACAUAUCUGUAGCACCCAAUAUUGAAGCUCUGAGGGAAAUAGGUAUGCCCGAAUCGAUUAUUGUGAGUUUCUUCACAAAUCAAUCUAGUGCUUUCAGGGGUAAUGCGGAUAGGUUUAAGGAGAUGGUGGAGGAAGUAAAGAAAAUGGGUUUUAACCCUACAACAAUGAUGUUUGGUGAAGCAAUUCAUGCACUGAGGGCAAUAACUAAAUCAAAUUGGGAAAGGAAGGUGGAGGUUUAUAAGAAGUGGGGUUUUUCUGAGGAUGAUAUUCUGGUGGCUUUUAGGAAGCGACCACGUUUUAUGGUUGUAUCAGAUGAUAAGAUUACGCGGAUAAUGGGUUUUUUUGUCAAUAAAUUGGGUUGGGAGUCUUCAAUCAUUGCAAGGAGGCCAGUGCUUCUUUGCCUGAGCUUGGAGAGGAGGAUCAUUCCAAGGUGUUCGGUUUAUCAAAUUCUGUUGUCGAAAGGUUUGAUUAAGAAGGGUUUUGGCUUGAUUAAGAUGAUGGACUCUCCUGAAAGUUACUUCCUAGAGAAGUUUGUGAAAAAAUAUGAGGAAGAAGCUCCUGAGCUUUUGAAGUUAUAUCAGGACAAGUUGAAUCUUUCAAAUUCUGGCAAUUGAAACUUGAAGCUCAACAACAUGGUGCAUUGAAUUCUCCAGUACUUUUGUAGUGGUUAAGGCUUGGUGUGAUAUGCCAUUGUCUGUUGUCGUCUGGGAGAGCAGUCUAGGUGAUCUUGGUUUUGUUUGACAUACAAUUUCAGAACUAGUUCAAUUUGGGAAAUUAAUGAUUUUGAAUUUCAAUUGUAAUGAUGUAACCAUGUAACUCAGUUUUGUAUUUUUUUAACCAUGAGAUUAUAUAUAUAUAGUUCUUUUGUGCAAGUGUGAAACAA
Molecule: messenger RNA, 1642 nt
Organism: Cornus florida
Lineage: Eukaryota; Viridiplantae; Streptophyta; Magnoliopsida; Cornales; Cornaceae
Exons: 2
Coding region: 198-1373 (391 amino acids)
Biological process (GO): chloroplast organization; regulation of DNA-templated transcription
Cellular component (GO): chloroplast
Molecular function (GO): double-stranded DNA binding
Source: RefSeq, a predicted model, not a curated record